Messenger RNA from Odobenus rosmarus divergens (Pacific walrus), 1274 nucleotides. It is a transcript of the gene NPC2, whose product is annotated as Niemann-Pick disease, type C2. The transcript has 4 exons. The coding region runs from base 108 to 557 and encodes 149 amino acids. Lineage: Eukaryota; Metazoa; Chordata; Mammalia; Carnivora; Odobenidae. Gene Ontology annotation, biological process: cholesterol efflux; intracellular cholesterol transport. The record is from RefSeq and is a predicted model, not a curated record. Gene Ontology annotation, molecular function: cholesterol binding.
GACGAGUGGCCUGACCGAGCUCCUCCCCCGGCCCGCCCCGGCAGGUUUAUCUUGUGACUGAGGCGGUCGCAUCUUCCUUCCUCGCGCUGGGAAUCUUUUUAGCUGCGAUGCGUUUCUUGGUCGCCGCGUUCCUGCUCCUGGCGCUCGGCGCCUCCGCCCUGGCGGAGCCGGUGCAUUUCAAGGACUGCGGUUCUGGGCUUGGAGUUAUAAAGGAACUGAAUGUGAACCCAUGCCCCACCCAGCCCUGCAAACUGCACAAAGGCCAGUCUUACAGUGUCAAUGUCACCUUCACCAGUAAUAUUCCGUCUCAAAGUAGCAAAGCCGUGGUGCAUGGCAUCGUGUUGGGUGUCCCAGUGCCCUUUCCCAUUCCUGAGGCUGAUGGUUGUAAGAGUGGAAUCAACUGCCCCAUCCAAAAAGACAAGACCUACAGCUACCUGAAUAAACUACCAGUGAAGAAUGAGUACCCCACUAUAAAACUGGUGGUUCAGUGGGAGCUCCUGGGAGACAAAGACCAACGUCUCUUCUGCUGGGAAAUCCCAGUGCAGAUUGAAGGCUAGAUCUUUUGCUGCCAGUAUGUCCGUCUGGGGGUGAGAGAGCACAGGAGAAAUCCAUUCUAACCUAAAUCAGUGCCAUAAGAUGAAAGGAAUUUCUACACCACUGUUUUAUGCCUCUCAGCCUCCAGAAGGUUCCAGACCCUGUUUCCUGAGAGCUCAGAACUAUUGCCCUUGUAAUAUCUUUUGUGAAGGGUUGGAGGAAAGGAGAGAGGGAGGGAUAGGCAUGGAUUGAAUUGUCCUCAGUGUUUUUUGCUGUUGGAAUAAGGAGGGUCCAGCCGGUCAGGACCCGAAUGAGGCUGCGUAGGGCUAUUGGAUAACUUGCCCUCGGGUUAUCGGCCCUGGCAGCAGAGGACGGGUCCCAGACCUCCCCCACCUCCUGGGAUAUUACAUCUGCAAGUUCAUCUCCAAGUGCCUCCUGGAGUUCAGUGCAUUGGGCCAGCAGCUCCAGCUCCGCCGCUUCGACGACAGUGACCUGCUGUCCAGUGGUGCCCAGCAUCUCGGUGGAGGGGAGGUGGUCCACCACAGAAACCCACCUCGGAGCGGCCAGUCCUCUACGGUGAUCUCCUGUCUCCUUUUCUCCUUAGGUGGUUUUCAUUAAAUGUAGCACUUGAUUAGCAGAUGUUUGAUUUUUUCUUUUUAACAACAUUAACUUGUGGCCUCUUUAUGCACCUGGAAAUGUCCUUUUGAAAUAAAUAAAACUUGACAGUCUUGUCUUCUGCA